ACAGCCUCUCCUGAGAGCAGAGAGUUUGCCAAAGUGCCAAGCCAUCACAUCUCAGCUGCUGACUCGUGCAGCAAUUCCGUUAACUUAAGUGGGAGUGUUUGGGAUGAAACCUGGAAAGCAUCUUCAGGGAGGCCUGGCCCUAGCUCAGGGACAUUGUCCCCUGUGCCUUCCGGGUGAGACUGGAGAGGACGAAGUCUUCCUGAGGGAAAGCAAAGAAUACUUUGAGAAGAACCCUGAGAUACAGGGAGAUGAGGAAAGGAUCCUUGAGCAAGAAGAGCACCUUCGGGGAGGAGAUGAUGAUGUCCUUGGGCAUGGAUAUAUGGAGGACUCCACUGAUGUGUACAGCUCCCAGUUUGAAACCAUUUUGGACAACACUUCUCUAUACUACAGUGCAGAGUCAUUGGAGACGCUGUACUCGGAGCCUGAUAGCUACUUUAGCUUUGAAAUGCCCCUUACUCCAAUGAUACAGCAGCGCAUUAAAGAAGGCGGUCAGUUCCUGGAGAGGACCUCUGCGGGAGGACAUCAGGAUGUCCUGAGUGUCUCAGCAGAUGGCAAUGGUGGGAUUGUGAUGGGCUAUUCAAAUGGGCUGAAUGAUUCCAGCAGCUCCAUCUACAUGAAAGGCCCUCAAGAGACUGCUUUCUGGGGAAGGUACUAGGCUACUCUCCUUAAUUUCAUGGUGGUAUUUCUAUAGUAUUCUGUCCUUAUGAAAUCUACGUGUGGAAUACAUUUUAAGUGAAUUUUCCUAGUUUCUGUGGAUGUAGGCAGAUGAUUUGAGUAAAUGGUAAUUUGGGAUUUAAGAGAAGGCAAAGUAUACCUUAGUGGUUUGCCAAAUUGGUGAGCUGUGGACAUUUCCUGUGUUAACUGUAUAAGAGUAGCUACUGGACAUAGUGAUGAUACAGCUCUGGAGACAGUGGCUAGUGCCCAUCAACAGAGCUUUAGUCUGACGUUGGCAGGUUGUAUGAUUAGCCCAGAGAGUCCUUGAUUGUAAAUGGAGGUGUUGGUUGGGAAGUUUCCAGUGUCUUCUACCCCUAUCACCUAGGUACUCUUCUGCCUGGCUGUCUUCUUGUUUCUGAGAUUUCAAGGAAGGAUCUGAUAUGGGUGCUUGGUGGAUAGGAUGGAAGCUGACAAGACUUGACAAGGCUAUAAGUAUUUAUUUUCUCUAUUUUAACAUUUAGGUCCAUCUUAGAGCUAACAUGGCAAAUUGUGUAUGGUACACAUUCCACAGCUGUCAUUUGGGGUGCCUUGUCUACGUAUGGAUUAUCCAGCCGUCUGUCUCUUCUUGCUUGUCAUCUUAGUUCAUCUGCCUGCCAUUUUGCAACUUUAUCAGUGGGUAGGGAAUGCUAAAUCAUCUGUUUUAUGAAUUUAGUUUUGUUAUUUUUUCCUCCCUGUGUGUCUGUGUCUGGAGGUGAUGGUGGAGGGAAAGUUAAAUGAGGGUAAAGUAUUUUAAAGCUGCAUAAAAAUGUCAGUGCUUUACUUUUUAGAAGUCUGUUCAUAUUAUAGGUUUCUAGUAAACAUCUCUUUUCAACAGUCUGUCCUGUGCUGACAUUUUCUAUGACUACAAUAGGUUUAUAGUUCUGGGGAGGAGAAGAUUCAAAACUGGCACAUUUUAACCUUGUGCUGUGUUUCCAUGUGAAAUGGCUGUGAGUAGUGGUUGCCACAGUGAGAUAAGGUCUCAAAACACAAGAGCUUGGUCUGAUAUAGAUAAGCUACUUAUUUUCUCUAACAUCUGAUUUAAUUUUUUGAAAAGUAGGGAUAAUGAUGUCUUGUGUGCUUAAAGCAUCCAGCACAGGAACUGGCUGCUAAGUCCGUAUUUAGGCAUUAUGUGUCUCUAAGAAGAGGGUGCCCCUGAGAGGAUGGUAUCCCCAGGGAUGUGUCCCUGAGGAAGGGCUGUUCUUGAGAGUGAGCAUCCCUGAAGUGGGAGUGUGCCUGUGAGCUGGGUGUUCUCGAGGCAUCUCUGCUUGGGUUGUCUCUCAGAGGGAGUAUCUCUCAAUAGAGAACACAGCUGUAGUCUUUUUGCUUUAUCAUCAUCCCUGGUGACUGUGAAUUAUGAUAAAAUAUCAUAGAAUAGGUAUGAAGACGAUCCCGUUGUACCCCCAACCUAACUUUCUGAGGCAAGUACCAGGAGUUAGGUGAUUUGGGCUGGGAAGCUAUGCCACAGGGAAGGUGUGUCAGUGAAGGUAGAGACAAGCAUGUGUGGCGAGCACAGGAAGGGCUGGAUGAAAGGUUCAUUCUUAUGUGGCUUCAGCUUCUAGACUAGGAGGUAGAUGUCAUUCGGCAGCAUGGACUCCAGCCGUUAAUAUGGACAGAGUUUAAUUAAAAUGUUUUAGCUGCAGAUUAGACAGUGGUAUCUGUCAGGUUGUCUUUAGAUCAAAUUUCACCUGUGUCUCAUGCGUGGUGAAACUGUGAGACCUUGCUUGAAGGCAAAGGACCAAAUCCUGGUAAGGACCAGAUGCAUCUCAGAGGAGCAGGCUGAGCUUCUCUUCCAGAUCUUCCUCCUCCAGGACUCCUAAGACAGUCAUUCCCCACUUACACACACACUGCCAGUAGCUAGGACAGACCAUGGGACACAUCAUCUAGUGUUCUUUGACUUCACCCAAGGGGGUUGUAGGUGGACAGAGUUUCAUUUUGUCUUAGGUGUCUACUCAGGGUUAAUAAACGGAAGCACGUGUACUGAUCCUAGGAAUUUUGCUUUGGAGAAGUUGUAAUUUUAGAGACUUAUGGGUUGAAAAAAUGUAAUAUUUUAUAACUUGAAGGGGACCUUAGAUAAUUUUACUUUUAUAACAACAAAAAAGUUAGUGUCCUAGUUUGGUUGGGAGAAUUACCCAAAGCCAUGUGACUUCCUAAUGGCAGAUCCCGUGCCCUGAGUCCGAGCUGCCCAGCUCCUAGACAAGUCCUUUCACUGUUUAAUGCUGCCUGGUCUGUUAUAGAUCAGCAUUCUGUUUUGUUUUCCUUCUUUCACACUGUGCAUCUAUAGAGACAGACGUAUGAAUAGGUCUGUUUCCAAGGAC
Messenger RNA from Nannospalax galili (Upper Galilee mountains blind mole rat), 3008 nucleotides. RefSeq names its product PH and SEC7 domain-containing protein 3-like. The transcript is spliced from 2 exons. The coding region runs from base 104 to 655 and encodes 183 amino acids. Lineage: Eukaryota; Metazoa; Chordata; Mammalia; Rodentia; Spalacidae. The record is from RefSeq and is a predicted model, not a curated record.